UGUUUAUUAGUCCACUCGGUGUGUUCGAUCAUUACCGCUGUCGGUGUGCUGUGCUGUUAGGAACACUGCCGCAGACUCUAAAUAGCGAUAGAAUUAUACAAUAACAAUGUUAAAGUAAAAACGUUGUGCCGGACCUCAACGUUAUUAUUGUUAAAUUAUAGUUGUUCGAGUUAAGCAGUAAAGCGGUUUCAGUUAUACGUUACAACUUAUAAUUUUCGCGUUCUAAUGUGUACGCAUGCGUUUGUGCGUUUUCUAUUUUAAGUAAGCUGUGAGUUUGUAUUUGAUUUAUUAUUUGUAGAUUUUUAUUAUUACGCCGACUUAAAAUAUAUUGAUAAAAUAUUUAAGAGAAACUUUUUUUAGUACAACUCAGAAAAUUCACGACUAAAGAAACGCCAUGAUCAAAGUCGACGAAUCUGAUCCGGUCGGAGAGUUGGAACCAAGUUUUCCAUACAAAGAUAUCAAAAUACGAAAAGGAGUAGACAUGAAAGAACAUUAUGACCUACAAUCUGAAAUAGGACGGGGAAAAUUCGGCACAGUGUUCAAAUGCCGAGAAAAGUCUACGGGCCUCAUGUUAGCUGCUAAGUUUGUCGGAAUUGUACACAAACAAGACAGAUGUAACGUAGAACGAGAAGUAGAGAUCAUGUGUGAACUUCAACAUCCUCGACUCAUUCAACUAUACGACGCAUUUGAAGCUAAUAAUGCUAUGUGUUUUAUACUUGAACUAAUUGAAGGCGGAGAGCUAUUUGAAAGGGUAAUUGAUGAUGAUUUUAUUUUAACUGAAAAAUCAGUAACUGUAUUUAUGAGACAAAUAUGUGAAGGCGUACAGUUCAUUCACUCCAAAAAUAUUCUACAUCUUGAUCUAAAGCCUGAAAAUAUAUUAUGCCUAACAAAAACUGGCAAUCGUAUAAAAAUUAUUGAUUUUGGCUUAGCGAGAAAAUUUAAUCCACAACAUAAACUUCAAGUUCUUUUUGGUACGCCGGAAUUUGUAGCACCUGAAGUAGUUAACUUUGAUGCUAUUGGGUUUGGCACAGAUAUGUGGUCCGUUGGCGUAAUAUGCUAUGUAUUGCUAUCAGGUUUAUCACCAUUUAUGGGAGAAACUGACGUGGAAACUAUGGCAAACGUCACAAUUGCCCAAUAUGAUUUUGAUGAUGAAGCAUUUGAUUCUAUAUCUAAUGAUGCCAAGGAUUUCAUAAAAAAACUUCUUUUAAAAGAUCACAAGGAUCGUAUGACCGCGGCUGAAUGUUUGUCACAUAAUUGGCUUCACAAGAAAAAAGUGAAAAAAACUGUGCGAAAGAGCGUGCGAAAGAGCGUGUCUAAAAAAAAACUUACACAACUAGAACCCAAAGUUGAUCAAGAGAUACAACCUUCAAGUUUGCUUGCUCAUCAAGAUUCAUCAUUAGAUUUAACAAAAGAAAAUCUAAAAGAAUUUUGUGAACGCAAAUCUAGUAAUAAUUCGCCAGCUGAUGUAUUAGAAACUAAAGAUUUAGCUGAGAUCAAACUAGCCCAAUCUUCUGAGAUACUAUCAUCUUCAGAAAUAUCCACAGUAGAUACCACUGUUCAAAAGCAGCAUGUAAUAACGACGAAAUCGAGUUCGCCUAUUGUGGAUGGUAGCAUCUAUUGUGAAAAAGUGAUUGUACCGUGUACUAAUAUCAUAGAUAAAGUUCAUCCCGUUGAUAGUUGCGUAGAAGAUUUGAGCAGCUCAUCUAGUUCUGUAGUUGAUUGUAUUUUAUUACCAAGAAAUAAUUUGUCAGACAAUCAACAAACAACUAGUACUUCUCUAGCUGCUAUCAAAAAUAUCGAACUAUCUGAAAAAAUCAAAGAGUCGGUUUCUAGUCAUACAUGUGAUGUGAAAAAUUCCGAGGCUAAUUUGAAUACUAUUCUUCCUAAAGAAAACUCACCUGAUCAAACCGUAGAGUUCAAUCUCCUAUUAAAACGACGUGAUAGUAAAAAACCCUCCGACCGUUCGCAAAAAGAAAAAUCGCCGGUUGAUAAACAAUCCUCCACAAAAUCUGUAAUUACCGAUGUUAUUGUUGAAAAUAAAUUAUCAAGUCAUAAACGCACAGAGGACGAUUUUAUGUCAUCAUUUAUGGAUGUAUCAACGAAAAAUAUUGCAAACAAAAAAUUCACAUCAUGGACACAUAGUUCAACUACGAUAAAUCGUCGAUCAUCGGACGUGUCUUACAUGUUUUCAAGUACAACUACAACCAACAACAACUCAUCUGAGCUUUUCCGCGACUUUGUGAUGUUCUCAAGAGACUCGGAUGACGAUUUACUGAAUACCUCCGACAACUUACACAAAAUGCUGUUGACUCGACGACAGCAGCUUGCUUUUAAUAUGGACCGCAAACCCAAGUUUAAGUUAUCAAACAUGAGCCGAGAUGUUCCAUUUGGGGCGCCGCCACCUGUCGGGAGUCUGCUUUAUUACGUGACUGCAGCAUGCCGUUCAGCGCCCCACAGCAAUCGAACGUCGCCUGAGCGAGAAUCGACCAAGGAUAUGUUUUUAAGAUUUUUUUAUGGCAAUGGAAAAAAGAAUUCUGAAUUCGAUAUAUUUACGUAAAUUAAGACUUUUAUUUAUCAAAAAUAUGUUACUGUUUGAGCAGAAAUCAAAGUACUCUGUAUCGAACAACCGCAAAUUAAUCACUAUUAUUUUAAUCAUAACUUUUAUGUUGUCAGUUAUUCAUCUUUUUGUUGCUCAAAUUUUUAUAUAAAUGGCCUUAUUAAAGCUAUUUGAUUACACGUCAAUAGAAUAAUAAAUUUAAUAUGUAUUUUUUUUAUUAGUUUUUGUCUUCAGAUUUUUUUCUGUAAUUAAAUGUAUCAAAAGAUAUGUUUAUGUUUAUGAAUUGAAACAUAUGUUAUGUGUUUAAGUUUUGGACAUUAUACAGCGUUAU
This is a messenger RNA of Daktulosphaira vitifoliae (grape phylloxera), 2888 nucleotides long. Its product is annotated as myosin light chain kinase, smooth muscle-like. NCBI's taxonomy places the organism in Eukaryota, Metazoa, Arthropoda, Insecta, Hemiptera, Phylloxeridae. Gene Ontology annotation, biological process: protein phosphorylation; positive regulation of apoptotic process; intracellular signal transduction. Gene Ontology annotation, molecular function: protein serine/threonine kinase activity; ATP binding. The transcript has 8 exons. Bases 395 to 2557 code for a protein of 720 amino acids. The record is from RefSeq and is a predicted model, not a curated record. Gene Ontology annotation, cellular component: nucleus.